AUGGCUACUACAGCCAUGUACGCGCGGGCUUUGGCGCUGUUUGCUGUGGUGGUGGUCACGCAAUCACUCACCAUGGACGAAGAGGCAACGAGCACUGUAAUAGCAGCAGCGGAUUCAGCACGUGAUGGUGGUGAGCUGGCGAUCCUCGUGCGAGGACCUUCUGGAAGUGCUGCCAGGAGAGAAGAGUUGCUGCAUGCUAAGGGAGCUGAAGAUGUUGCUAUCUCACUCUUUUAUAAUGGGAAGAGUAAUAAGGUAUCUCUGGAGAGUCUCCAUGGAGGUCACAUAAAGUCUGUGUCGUGGGGACUGAGUGACAACCCUCGUGGUACCCUUGCUCUGGUGAUCACUCCCAGCAGAGUGAAACUCAUCGUGGGCUGCAAGCCUCUGCACUGGCAUAGCAUGUCCGGCAGACACGAUCUGCUGGCUACGUUGUCCAGCCAGAAAAUGAAAUUGUAUCACGAAGAAAAUGCACCAGUGGAAGUAUAUAGUAGCGAACGUGCAGUUUUGGAAUCCCUAAACUGCAACCAUCACGCUGAUACCAUGAAACCACCAGCGCUCACGACGGUAGAAGAAACAGAUUUUGAAGAAGUUAGAGACUUCUUAGCGAACGAUGCUAGAAGGAAGAGAGAGGAACAGAUGCAGGGGGAUGAGUACAGAGGAAAUUACAUCGACCCUAAUGUUCUGCCACAACCUCCUCCACAGCCGAACCGAGGAGAUAUACCUUCUAAUGCUAUUGAAUCUUGUGAUGAUGAGGUGAUCCGUCAGCUCACGUUGCUCCGUCAGACUAUCGACCAUCUUCGUCGUGAGAUUGGAGAACAGAAGGGCACCAUUGACAGUCUGCGCACUCAGUUGCGUCAGUGCUGUAAUAGAGUGGUAGUCCCUACUCCACCACCCGUGGAGCGAUGCAGCGGAACUUCUUGCUAUCCCGGCGUGGAGUGCCGUAACACGGCGGCGGGGGUACAAUGCGGGUCGUGUCCGCAAGGCAUGGAGGGAGACGGACGGAGGUGCAGACCCAUCUCCUGCAGCAGACGACCAUGUUCACAAGUGGAGAGAUGCGUGGACACGGAGCAGGGUUACCGAUGUGAGAGAUGUCCAGGACGACAGACCAGCGAUGGCCAAACCUGCCGAGCUGCAUGCAGUACCAACCCUUGCUUUGGAGGACGUGUCCAAUGCCAAGACUUACCAGAUGGCAGCUACCGAUGCGGAUCUUGUCCAGAAGGUUAUCAUGGAAACGGAGAACAAUGUUACAGGAUCUCCUGUCGGCAGAAUACUUGCUUCCAAGGCGUCGAAUGUCAAGAGACAGCAUCAGGUCCUCGUUGUGGAUCCUGUCCAGCUGGUUACCAUGGCAACGGGCAGCAGUGCCAACAUGUGUGUGAUUCUCACAAACCAUGCGGGAACAGGCGGUGUAGUCCUACGACCAGCAGUCCCUAUUAUAAAUGUGAAGGAUGUCCUAAAGGAUUCGAAUGGAAUGGAUAUGGAUGUGUCGAUAUAGACGAAUGUGACCUGAUCAGACCAUGUGAUGAGGUGGUAUCAUGUCGUAACGAGGAGGGUGGGUUCACAUGUGGACCUUGUCCUGCCGGCUAUGAAGGCAGCUCAGGAUGGAGAGGCUCUGGCAACGAGCGCCGCAGGGAACAGUGCGUCGAUGUCGAUGAGUGCGCUGAUGGAAGGGCCAACUGUCCUAGAGGCAGGCUCUGUGUUAAUACUCCGGGUUCGUUCACGUGCGUGCCAUGUGGUGGCGGGUUCUACGUGAACACGACGCGCCCGUGUCAGUCGGCCGACUCCCUCGUACUGCGCUGCGACCCCGCGCACUGUCGGCGGUACAACGCCGUCUGCGGGUACGGACACAAGUGCGUCUGUGCGACGGGUUGGGCAGGAAAUGGUACAGUUUGUGGACCUGACAAGGAUCUGGACGGCUACCCUGACCACCAGCUGGCUUGUUUGGAACCCCGGUGUAGAGCUGACAACUGUCCUGAAGUCUCCAACUCUGGACAGGAGGACGCUGAUGGAGAUGGUAUAGGAGACUCCUGUGACCCUGAUGCUGAUGGUGAUGGAAUUGCUAAUUUACCGGACAACUGCCCACUUACUCCGAACCCUGACCAAUCGGACCGUGAUGAUGACCGCAGUGACAAACGAGGAGAUGCUUGUGACAACUGUCCUCGAAGGUACAACCCUGGACAGGAGGAUACUGAUGGUGACGGCAUAGGAGACGUCUGUGAUCCUGACAUGGAUAAUGAUGGUAUACCAAAUGAGAUGGACAACUGUCCACGGCGCUACAACCCGGCUCAAGAGGACAUAGACAACGACAGCGUGGGAGACGUGUGUGACAACUGUCCCAGGAUACGGAACCGGGCGCAGGAGGACGCUGACAGAGACGGAGUCGGAGACGCAUGUGAUAGCGACAUUGAUAGGGAUCAAGACGGUAUCCAAGAUGGUAUAGACAACUGUAUGAUGGUGCCUAACAGUGACCAGCUCGACGUGGACGAGGAUGGCAUAGGAGACGCGUGUGAUGACGAUGAUGAUGGAGACGGCAUCCCUGAUGUACAGGAUAACUGUCCUUACAUCAAGAACCCUGACCAGAAGGAUUCUAACAACGACGGCGUGGGCGACGCGUGCGACAACGACUACGACGGCGACAACGUGAUCAACGAGCUCGACAACUGCCCCAACAACUCCAAGAUAUUCCGCACUGACUUCAGGAACUACAUGACAGUCCGACUGGACCCUGAAGGUGAGUCCCAGCAGGAUCCUAACUGGGAGAUAGCGAACGAAGGUGCUGAGAUAUUACAGACAUUGAACUCUGACCCCGGCCUCGCUGUCGGCUUCGAGAGCUUCAGCGGAGUAGACUUCGAGGGAACAUUCUUUGUCGACACACAGAUCGAUGAUGAUUACGUCGGAUUCAUAUUUGGUUACCAAAACAACAAGCGUUUCUACGUGGUGAUGUGGAAGAAGAACACGCAGACAUAUUGGCAGACCACUCCGUUCAGGGCGGUGGCCGAGCCAGGCAUACAGCUCAAACUAGUCAACUCCAAGACUGGACCAGGGAAGACGUUGAGGAAUGCUCUCUGGAACACUGACACUACGCCUGAUCAGGUGACAUUACUAUGGAAAGACCCGCGCAACGUGGGUUGGCGCGAGAAGACCGCGUACCGCUGGCGUCUACUGCAUAGACCGAAACUUGGUCUCAUUAGACUGAAAGUAUACGAGAAUAACCGUCUGGUGGCUGACUCUGGCAAUGUAUACGACUUCACUUUGAAGGGAGGACGGCUCGGAGUCUUCUGCUUCUCACAGGAGAUGAUCAUUUGGUCUAACCUCGUUUAUAGGUGUAAUGAUAAAAUCCCUUCGAACAUAGCGACGGAGCUAUCAUCGCGGAACAACUUCGAAGUAGACCACGAUUUCGUCUACGUUUAG
Molecule: messenger RNA, 3405 nt
Organism: Spodoptera littoralis (African cotton leafworm)
Lineage: Eukaryota; Metazoa; Arthropoda; Insecta; Lepidoptera; Noctuidae
Source: the annotation of a GenBank genome assembly